UUUAAAUUCUACAUCUAGGGUCUAGAAAUCUAUUUCUUCUAGAUCUAUCUAUUGCAUAUCUAAGAUUGACUUGGUUCAACAUCCGUUCUCAACUUGAAGUAAAAUGGAAGAAAGACGUGCAUCAGUGACCGACCUUGGGUCAGCACGUUCCUCAGACUCCCAGGAUGAUGCCUCACGAGACAACGCUGACAACGCCUACACCACUCGUACAGUGUACUACAACACCGGGUCCGACUGGGGCGCCGGAGUCUUCAACACUGCUUUUCGAAACGGCGUGUAUGUCAGUGGCCAAACUGGAGGAGGAACCAGCUUUAUCAGCUAUGGGAAAAACGGCGUUAUUAUCAACAACUGUGGGGGCACGAUUAACUCAUUCGGAAAUAGCAACGUAGUUAUCAACGGCUGUGGGGGCACGAUUACCUCAUUUGGAAAUAUCAACUGCUUUGGAAACAGUACCGCCAUCAUUAACGGACCUGGAAACAGUAGUAUCAGCUGUGGUGGUAACAGCGUCAUUAUCAACGGAUCUCGAAACAGUAGCUUCAGUUGUGGUGGUAACAGCGUCAUUAUCAACGGCUCUGGAAACUAUGUCUGUAGCGGCAACAACAUCUGCAACAGCUUAAUCGUAUCUGGGAAUGGGAAUGCGAUAGUCGAUUACAGCUUUAACAAUACUGGAGGCUGCAGUACUAUUACAAGUGUUGCACGAGACUUUGAAGCAGCAGAACAGUCGAGGGCUGACGUUUUGGAAGCCGCACAAGAGGCAAGAUCACGUGCUUUGGAAGCCGCACAAGAGGCAAGAUCACGUGCUUUGGAAGCUGCAGAUCGGGCAAGGUCCCGGGCUUUGGAAGCUGCCCAGAGUUUACGAGAACGGGCAUUCGAAAGAGCACAGCGAGAGAGAUACCGGGUAUUGGAGAUAGCUCAUCGAGAAAGGUCACGAGCACUAGAAGCAGCUGAACGAGAAAGGUCAAGGGCAUUAGCUGAACGAGAAAGGUCACGGGCAGCAUUAGAAAGAGCUAGACAAGAAAGGGCCCGAGCAUUGGAAAGAGCUAAGCGAGCAAGGUCCUUGACAGUGGAGAGAGUUCGACAGUUGAGGCUUCGAGCGUUAGGGGUGGAAGAUGAUGAAGAAGAAGAUGAUGACGAAGAAGAAGAUGAUGACGAAGAAGAAGAAUAUUCUAGCACCAUAGUCAUCAACGGCGUGAACAUCACCAGUAGAUCUGUCAGAGGCCAGGGGAGUGUUGUGACCACGGUGAUUUCAGGAGACAAUGCUGCAGUUAUACGGAAUUAGAACAAGUCCACAGUUUGAACUAGGCAGAAGACACGGCAGGAGGGACGGUCUAACCUGGUGCUACACGAUUCUUUACAAGAGUGAGGGGAUACAGAUAUACAUUGCUUUUAUUUGGACUUUGAUAUUCACAUGUUGUAAACUUUUUAUUUAAAAAAUUGUGCUCGUAUAUAAUGCAUAAAUCUACGAGAUUUUCAAGAAGUGCGUUACUGAAUUCUUCGCGGAAAAUGUACAUCCACAUUCGAAUAAACCAACUCUAAUUCUAGCCUCAUCGUACACAAAGAUAAAUGUACACGUAGAUUAAAAUUUGCGUACCCAUUGUAUUUGUCACUCACACAUACAUGUAUGUUUCUAGUCAUUACCAAAUCAAAAUAAAUGUUAUUUUAAUGGCCGGUAUGUACAAAAAAAAAGAGCAAUAAAUCUCAUAAAAUGUUGAAACAUAUAACGUUAACGAACCUUAUGUUAUUUCAACGAAAAAAAUAUUCUUUUUAUAGGAUAUAUAAUUUAUACUCACAAAUAUUUUAUGCAUUUAUUCAGUAAUUUAUCCUUACGUAUACGAACAAUUUGGUAAUAAAAUAAUUUAU
Messenger RNA from Physella acuta, 1860 nucleotides. RefSeq lists its product as uncharacterized. The record is from RefSeq and is a predicted model, not a curated record. NCBI's taxonomy places the organism in Eukaryota, Metazoa, Mollusca, Gastropoda, Physidae.